This is a messenger RNA of Dioscorea cayenensis subsp. rotundata (Guinea yam), 1233 nucleotides long. Its product is annotated as leucine-rich repeat extensin-like protein 2. Lineage: Eukaryota; Viridiplantae; Streptophyta; Magnoliopsida; Dioscoreales; Dioscoreaceae. The coding region runs from base 140 to 730 and encodes 196 amino acids. The record is from RefSeq and is a predicted model, not a curated record. The transcript has 2 exons.
ACUCGAUAUACCACCAGCUCCUUCUGGUCCUUCUUACCUGUCUGUUCCAGCUCAUUUUCCUCUUCCGUGGGAGCAUUUCAGGUCUAAUUGUGAUCCAACUUCAUCAGAUCAAUACAGGCAACAGCAUACCACCUAUACCAUGCCUCCUGCUACAGAUCCAUACAGACAGAAUUGCACACCACCACCAGCAGACCAAUACAAACCAGGUUAUGCGCCCCCUCUACAAUACCAAGCUGGGCAAGGUUAUGCAUUCCCUCCAUCAUUGUACGAACAUCAUCAAUACUACGCUGGACCACCGUCAAACCAGUACAGGCAAGAUCAUGCACCUCGUACAUCAUACCAAUGUGCACAAGUUUAUGUGCCACCUCGAUUUGAUCAAUUCACAGAAGGUUAUAUACCCCCUUCAUUGAACCAAUAUAGACAUGAUUAUGCAUCACUGCCACCGCCAUCAGACCAAUACAGUGCGUCCGAGUAUAACUUAGGUGUUUCAAAUGAACCUCAAUAUGUGUCUAUGGAUACUGCCACCAAUGCAAAUUAUCCAUAUCCGCCUUCAUAUUCAGCGCCUACAGUUAGUGCAGAGAAUGGCUUUUAUGCUCAAGCUACAGAUCAAUUGCCUUCAAAUUAUCCGCCACCUGCCAAUGGUGCACCAACUCAAGUAACUACAGAUUAUCCUUUGGCUUCGACUGGUGCACCACUUCAAGUGAACCCUUUAUAUUACCAUGCAACUUGAAUGGCCCACUUCUUCAAGUGGACCCUUCAAAAUUUUCUGCAAAAUCUAGCAGUCUACCUCUUCAAGUGAACUCUGGAUAGCAACUACAUUGCAAAUCUGUUGAGUGUCACCGACAAUACUCCAGUGUUUACAUUUGAUGAAUUGAAGAAAUCUGCUCAUUAUCCCAGCAUGGAUUAUAUGCACCUAGAGUGUGAAACUGGAAAAUUGAUAUGUUUUCAUGGGUGAGUUCUACUACCAGGUAAUUGCUUGUGAGUAAUUCCAUAAUUGCUAGGAUUAUCAGCUGGGUUUAAACUGAGAAUGUACAGUCAGUAUUUUACUUACUGCCAAGUAUUAUAUCUAUACCAGUGUAACAUAUGUUAGGUGUGUUUUUCGUAAUCCUAAUUCCAUAUGUAUGUUAUUUUCCUUUGUUCUGUUUAUCUCUUCAUGCUCCCUUUUCAUGUUGUUUCCUGAACUCUAGUCCUGUAUAUUUUGAGGUAUUUAGUUGUCUUUGCUGAUAUCUGAUA